AUGGCGUCGCCUCAGGAUCAUGGACAGGACCAGAACAUGGGCUGGACGUCGACGGGGAAGGCACCCACAGCUUCGGCGACAGCUUCAUCUUCGUCUUCGUUCCUCGACGAUGGCGACUCGUCAGAUCGACCCAAAACAAUUCUCAUCUUUGUCUUCGCGAUUGCUGCGCUACUACUUAUCAUAGGCGCUCUCGUCUGGAGAUAUCAUUACAUCCGCAAACACCACCUUCCCAUGCGUUCCUUCUUCACAUUUACGACCGGCACCAAGGAUCGACCCCCAUUACCUGUCCACCUCGCCUCCUCCUCUAACCCCCGAUCACGAACGCGUUCCCGCCUCGACAGUCUCACACUCACUACCCUCCCCGUCCCGCCUCUCGCCCAUCCACGUUCCCGUCGAACAAGCAACCCCGCACGAAAUAGCGCACGAGGACGGACAAGAACGCGUGGAGCCGACAUCGAUGUCGGAGGGAGGAGGUUGCCCGCGGACGGUAUUAGCGAAAAGGAUAUCUUGCCGGCAUAUGGGGAGGAGGCUGCCGGUGGAAGGUUGCCGUUAUAUGUUGAGUUGGAAGCGAUGGACUUUGGCAGAGGUGUAGGAGCCGAUGGAGGCGAGGCUAGGACGCCCACCCAGGACGAACCUCCUGUUGGUGAGGGAUUUAUGCCAAGUAGCGACGUUGAGCGCCAGCAUGGAUCACAACCGUCCGCACACACUGAGCCCACAGUAAGUCUAGCUACCUCUCUCGCACUACCGCUCCUGGAUGGCUAG
Molecule: messenger RNA, 762 nt
Organism: Stereum hirsutum FP-91666 SS1
Lineage: Eukaryota; Fungi; Basidiomycota; Agaricomycetes; Russulales; Stereaceae
Exons: 3
Coding region: 1-762 (253 amino acids)
Source: RefSeq, a predicted model, not a curated record